This is a messenger RNA of Cololabis saira (Pacific saury), 1692 nucleotides long. RefSeq names its product BTB/POZ domain-containing protein 17-like. NCBI's taxonomy places the organism in Eukaryota, Metazoa, Chordata, Actinopteri, Beloniformes, Belonidae. Gene Ontology annotation, molecular function: protein binding. The record is from RefSeq and is a predicted model, not a curated record. The transcript is spliced from 3 exons. The coding region runs from base 72 to 1511 and encodes 479 amino acids.
ACGCCUGACUCGUCCGGCUGCAGGAUGAGAGGAGCCAGAGCUCCGGACGCAGCAGGACGGACAGACGGACCAUGACGAGCCCGGCCGCCUGCACCAACGCGGGGAUGCUGGUUCUGGUUCUGGUUCUGGCCGUGUGGCUCCGGCUGGCGGCUGCAGGGACGCUGAAGGCGGAGCAGGACGGCGACGCUGACACCAUCAGCCACGGCCCGGCACUGGUGCAACGCCUGGAGCUGCUGCUGCUCCAGGGCAACGGCAGCGACGUGACGCUGCGGGUGGAGACGCCCAGCGCCGACGAGGUGAAGCUGAUCCCGGCGCACUCGCUGGUGCUGGCGCUGCAGAGCCCCGUGCUGGAGGAGCUGCUGCGCCGCCGCAACGGCAGCACGCUGCUGCUGCGCGAGAGCCAAGACUGCGCCGCCGUGUUCGAGCAGUUCGUCAGGUAUCUCUACUGCGGGGAGAUCUCCCUGCAGCUGGACGAGGCGACUCCCCUGAACAAACUAGCUGUUAAGUACCAGGUCCUGACGCUCCAGCAGGGCAUCACCCUCUACAUGACCCAGAACCUGGCGCGGGACUCGCGGCUGGGCCACGUGGCCGGCUGGUACGAGUACGCGCUGCAGGCGGGCGACGACGUGCUGCGCGACAGCUGCCUGCAGUUCCUGGCGUGGAACCUGUCGUCGGUGCUGCGCAGCGGCGAGUGGCCGGCGGUCAGCGGCCGGCUACUGAUGACCCUGAUGACCCGGUCCGACCUGGUCCUGCAGAGCGAGGCCGAGCUCUUCGCCGCGCUGGAGCGCUGGAUCGUCCACAACGAGCCGGACGGCCUGACGGCGGAGAACGCGCUGAGGGCGGUGCGCUACGCCAUGAUGCCGCCGCGGGAGCUGUUCCGCCUGCAGACGCAGUCGCCCGUGCUGGCGCGGUACCGCGAAUCGGUGCGCGACCUGCUCUUCCUGUCCUACCAGUUCCACUCGGCGUCGCCGCUGCAGAUGGCCAAGUAUUUUGACGUGAACUGCAGCUUGUUUGUGCCGCGGAACUACCUGGCGCCGUCGUGGGGGUCGCCCUGGGUGAUUAGCAACCCGACGCGGGACGACCGCAGCACCAGUUUCCAGACGCAGCUGGGGCCGAGCGGCCACGACGCCAGCAAGCGCGUCACCUGGAACGCCUUGUUCUCGCCGCGAUGGCUGCCGUUGAGCAUGAGGCCCAUGUACAGCGAGACGGGCUCCAUGCAGCCCACCCGGGUGGACGGCGGCCGCCCCCGCGUCAUCGUCACGCCGGCCACGUCCAGCGCAGACUUCGCCGGCGUGAACUUCCAGAAGACGGUGCUGGUCAUGGCGCAGCAGCAGGGGAAGCUGGUGGUGAGAAACAUCUACGACUUCCACCAGAGCAGCGAGGAGAGCAGCGACUUCCUGGCCCAGGCCGAGCUGCACCGCCGGACGUCCGAGUACCUCGUCGACGGCUCGCUCAUCCUCCACGUGGUGGUGAAACCGCUGUACCAAACCCUCGUCACCGCCAAGAACUGACCCCAACCAACCGAGAACUGACCCCAACCAAGAACUGACCCCGACCAAGAACUGACCCCAAUCAGACCUCCACAUCUGGAUCCACAACCACAGUCACGUUGGGACGGAAGAGUACCAGGGGCAUGCAGGAGAAAAAAUAUUUGAGAGGGCAAAAUGUCGAAAAAACAAUCGAAAUUUCGCA